CCUAGCGAUUGGUGUAGUGCGACCUUGACCUGUCAAAUCGUGCAUUUGCAGAUAAUAUAAUGGCAGAAGAAAUAACAAACGCUGCUCUUAAAGAGAAGAUCUCUCAGUGGAUGUCAUGGAGUAAAAAUGAGAAAGACAAUGCUGAAAUAGAUGGACUUGUAAAGAGUAGAAAUGAAAAAGAACUUGGAUGUCGUCUACUGCAACGUAUGGAGUUCGGCACAGCAGGGCUAAGAGCAAGGAUGGGAGCUGGUUUCAAUAUGAUGAAUGAUUUAACUGUGAUACAGGCUACCCAGGUAGGUGAUAUUCUGUUAUUUGCUCAAACUGAAGCUCCCAAAAAUUCCUUACAUGCAGUGUCCAUGGGGUUUUUAAUGGUAACAGCAUCACAUAAUCCUAAAGAAGAUAAUGGUUAUAAGGUAUAUUGGUCAAAUGGAGCACAAAUAGUGUCUCCAGUUGAUAAGCAUAUAUCUAAAUGUAUAAAGGAGAAUCUAGAGCCGUGGCUGAACUCGUGGGAUGUUGACUUUACAGAGACAAGUCCUCUCCGAGUUGAUCCUUAUGAUGAUAUACACACAAAAUACCAGGAAGAUGUGAAAAAACUUUGCUAUUACAAGGAAGAGAAUGGUCAGUCAAGUGUAAAGUUUACAUAUACAGCCAUGCACGGAGUAGGGUAUAUUUUCUCGGAUAAGUCUGUGCAACAGUUUGGUUUUCCGCCUCUGAUUCCAGUGCCAGAACAGAUACUUCCGGAUCCUGACUUCCCUACAGUAAAAUACCCAAAUCCUGAAGAAGGAAAAGGGGCCCUGGUGUUAUCUAUGAAAACUGCUGACAAUGCUGGUAGUAAAGUUAUACUUGCAAACGACCCUGAUGCUGAUCGACUAGCUCUAGCGGAAAAUGACGGUGAGGAGUGGACGAUAUUUACAGGGAAUGAGAUAGGAGCUCUGUUAGGAUGGUGGUCCUGGUUUGCUUUCAGACAAAAACAUCCCAAUGUCCCUGCACAAGAUUGUUACAUGUUGGCCAGCACUGUGUCCUCUAAAAUAUUGCAGACAAUGGCUACAAAAGAAGGCUUUAAUUUUGAGGAAACUUUGACUGGUUUUAAGUGGAUGGGUAACCGAAGUGAUUCUUUGUUGAAAGAAGGGAAAACAGUUCUGUUUGCGUUCGAGGAGGCGAUUGGUUACAUGUGUGGAUCUACGGUGUUGGAUAAAGAUGGCGUGUCAGCUGCAGCGGUCAGUGCCGAGAUGGCUGCGUACCUGUACAGAAAUAAUAGUACAUUGAAGAAAAAAAUUACAGACAUUUAUAAGCAUUAUGGACACCAUAUCUCAAGCAAUUCCUACUACAUUUGUCACGAUCCAGAAACUAUUAAAAGAAUGUUUGAUGAGAUUAGAAACUACAACAAUACUGGCAAGUACCCAGACAGCUGCGGAUGUUAUAAAAUCAAGCAUGUUAGAGAUCUUACCGUAGGCUUUGAUAACAGUCAACCAGAUAACAAACCUAUGUUGCCGGUCAGUGCAUCUAGUGAGAUGAUUACCUUCACGUUUGAGAAUGGUUGUGUAGCAACAAUAAGAACCAGCGGUACAGAACCUAAAAUCAAGUACUACACGGAACACAAACCAGAUCCUAGUCACGUACUGGAUCGGGAAGCUGCACAAAAAGAACUGGAUGAUAUGGUGAAUUGUAUUAUCAAAUAUUUCUACAAACCUGGGGACAACAAUCUCACAGCUAGAUCAUCAUAAAGUUAGUCUUGAAUUGUAAUAAAUGAUAUUGUUCUUUAACAUUUUCAAUGCCAGUGUAAAGUAAUGACUUGUAUAAUUGUUCUAUCAGUGUUAAAUCCGGCCAGCCUAAACAUUUGUCGGGGGGGUUGUUUUGUUUUAAAAAACUUUUUAAAAUUGUUAAAGUGAUCAAUUUUAGCUUUGCGGAUUUUUUUGGGGCGGGGGGUCACUUUAGAAGACCUCUAAAUUUACAAUGGAUUUCCAAAUCCAAAAAAGGGACAAGACCAUUAUACAAAUUUAGCAUUGCAAAGGUUAAAGAAGUUCAUAUUCGUGUCAGAAAAGAUGUUUUUUGUCUCUUAUAAAAUAUUUUACAAUGUACAUACAUGUAUAUGUGUAUAGUAAAAACUUAAAAAAAUCUUCUUUUAAAAAGCCCAAUGAGCUAGAGCUUAGAUAAUUAGCAUGAAACAUCUUCUUAUGGGUGUCUACCAAGUUUGUUCAAAUAAAAGCCUUUGGGUCAAAAUUGGCCCCGCCCCAGGGGGUCAUUGAUUUUCCCUAUAUGCACAUAGUAAAAACUUAAAAAAUCUUGUUUUAAAAAGCCCAAUGAGCUAGAGCUUAGAUGUUUAGCAUGAAACAUCUUCUUAUGGGUGUGUGGGGGGGUGGCUAUAUACAGGUGAGCGACCUCAGGGCCAUCAUGGCCCUCUUGUUUUUCUAAAUAGGCAUUACUAAAGAGCAUCUCCACCUAGUCGUUCUUGUGUUGAUUGUUGAAUUUUAACAUACUGAGUUUCAGUUAUCAAUGUGUUUUUCAAUAGAAACAAUUAACUUUGUAUUGUGUGAAGUAACAAUUAUUAUAAAUGUAUCCUGUCGAGUUAAAAUUAUCAAUGUAUCCUGUUGAGUAAAAGAUUAUCAUUUUUAUCUUGUAAAGUAAUUAUUAAUGUAUCCCAUUGAGUAAAAAUUAUAAAUGUAUCCUGUUGAGUUACAAUUACCAUUGUUGAGUAAAAAUUAUCAAUGUAUCCUGUUGAGUAAAAAUUAUCAAUGUAUCCUGUUGAGUAAAAAUUAUCAUUGUAUCCUGUUGAGUUACAAUAACCAUUGUUUGGUAAAAAUCAUCAAUGUAUCUUGUUGAGUAAAAAUUAUCAAUGUAUCCUGUUGAAUUACAAUAACCAUUUUAUCUUGUUAAGAAAAAAUUACCAAUGUAUCCUGUUGCAUAAAAACUAUUAAUGAAUACUGUCAAGUAACAAUAACUCUUUAUGUCAUGUGAUAACCUGCUGUGAAAUUUAUUUUAGGUGCCUGGUUUUCUGUAUAUAUCGGUUACUGUCCUUGCUUACGGUUUGAAAUAUAAAUCACACCCCACUUAUGGAAUGGAACGGUUCAACCUUGACAAGAUGAUAAUUAUGAGCUGCGUCACGACAAAACCAACGUAAUGCGUAAUGCAUCGGCGCAGUCUGAUCAGGAUCCAUACUGUUCGCUUACCAACUCUAUUACAAGUAGAGAUAGCGAACAGCAUGGAUCCUGAUCAGACUGCACAGAUGUGCAGGCUGGUCUGGAUCCAUGCUGGUCGCAAACUCAUUACGUUGGUUUUGUUGUGACACGGCUCAUAUCAACUUCAGGUAUCGGUUAAGUUUACAUUUUAUGCCUACAGUGGCCAUUCCAUCUAUCACAAUUAUUUGGAUGUACUGAUAAUAUUUAUAUAACAUCUUUAAUUUAUCCUGUUAAGUUACAAUAAUGUGUUCUGUCUACUGUAAAAUUUCUUGAUUAACUUAUUUUUCAUGUUGUUGAUGUUUAUGUUUGCAUUUUUGAAUAUCCAAGAAUAGCAUGUGUUAUAUUUCAAGCAUUGUAAUAGAUUAAUUUGAAUGGUUAACAGAAAAGCCAAAUAAUGCUGUUCCAAAUUUUAUGUUGUUUUUUAUAGAGUAUUUAAAUGUGAAGGUGUGUUUUUAUUAUUGUUAUCUUGUUGAUAUUUAAAAUUAUGUAAAUGUAUAUAGUAAAUGUACUUGAAAAAUGAUGUAAAUAUCACAUUUCUAUAAACAGCCAUUCCAUUGGUGUUUUGUAAAUGAGCCGCGUCACGACAAAACCAACAUAGCCGAGCAGACUGAUCAGAAUCCAUGCUGUUUGCUUACCAACCCUAUACCAAGUAGAGAAACUGAUAGCGAACAGCAUGGAUCCUGAUCAGAUGCGCAGGCUGGUCUGGAUCCAUGCUGGUCGCAAACACACUGUUGGUUUUGCCGUGACGCAGCUCAAAUGUUUAUUAUGCAUUCUAAGAUAUACUGUUGAGAUAUUCUGCUAUGCGGGAAAAUUGAAAAUAUCAAUUGACUUUUGUUAUAAGCUGUUGAAUUUUUAAACGUUUUCAUUAGGCAGCUGUGCUACUUGUUAACUUAAUUAUAUAAUGCAAGAUUUUAGAAAAAAAAUUAAGAGAGUUGUUUUGAACACUUUUGAUGUAUAUAUUACUGUUUAAUUUUUUAAAGUUAGAAGGCGAAAUUACUGCUGUUUGAAGUUAUUAUUUCUGAAACGUGUUCACCGCUUACAGACUUAAUCUCUUAGAUCGCAGUGUUCACAAAAAUCUCUUUGGUUGCACUGUUCACAAAAGCCUGUUUUUUGUUGGUUUUGUUUUCAUCUUUGACCCAUGUUGUUGUUGUUGUCAUAAGUUAUAAAAAAUACAUUUUGUGUACAGAUUUUAAAUUGUAAAUUUUUAUAAGAUUAAAGAAUUAUUACAAGUUUCCCUCAGCAUUCUAGUGACAAAUAUCAUAGUCUUCGUUGUUUUAUAUUCUACAUGUUCUUUAUGCACUUUUAUGUUACGUCUUAUUUUAUUGGCUAGAAAAUAAAUCAAGAAAAAGUA
Molecule: messenger RNA, 4527 nt
Organism: Ruditapes philippinarum (Manila clam)
Lineage: Eukaryota; Metazoa; Mollusca; Bivalvia; Venerida; Veneridae
Product: glucose 1,6-bisphosphate synthase-like
Exons: 17
Coding region: 60-1724 (554 amino acids)
Biological process (GO): carbohydrate metabolic process; purine ribonucleoside salvage
Molecular function (GO): phosphopentomutase activity
Source: RefSeq, a predicted model, not a curated record